ACAAGACUCGAGAGCUCGUCCCCAGACCAACUGUGCGACAUUAUAUCUGCGCUUCACACCGGAGCAGUUGAGGUAGGCUCAGUCACGCUCGCGGAUGGCGUUAAGCUGCAAGUCGACGAGGUAGAGAGGGAGUUCACGCUUGCAAUUAGUGCUCGGUUUGGGAUUGAUGAAUUCCAGUCGUUUGUUCUCCUUCGAUCGUUCCUAUACAAUGAAGGUCUCUUGAGCAAUGGAGGCUCGACUGACAAAGGUGUUGUGAACGAGUUCAUCCCAGCAAUCAUUCCGUUCUACUUCUCCUAACACCUCUUCGUAUUACGCGUCCACAUCCCACUGUUUCGUGCCCACGAGAACACUGGCGACUCAAUACAUGCCGUUGCCACGAAGUGUAUUCCCAACAUCCUACAAGACAGCCAUCAAUUCGCACUCGACCUCAUAACAGAAUAUCUUCGCAAAACGGAGGUGGACAUCCUGGAGGUUCUGCGUGCUGAUGCAUGCAUUGCCUCUUGUUGGGCUAAGCAGGACAUGAAGGAGCAACUGGCGAUGCUAGAGGUCCUCUUUUGGACAGUCUGGGGAUAUGUUCCUUGCGAUGAACCUUUGGCUUCGUCAUGUUCACAAACUCUUUCACUUUUCUUCUCGUACGAAUUCAGUUCCUGCUAUACAGCCUCGCGAUCCAUGGGAUUUCCCUGCUACUCGACCUCGCCGCAGGUCGCAACUCAGUUUGAUCA
Suillus subaureus is the source of this 722-nucleotide messenger RNA. RefSeq lists its product as uncharacterized. Lineage: Eukaryota; Fungi; Basidiomycota; Agaricomycetes; Boletales; Suillaceae. The record is from RefSeq and is a predicted model, not a curated record. The annotation marks the transcript as partial. The transcript is spliced from 3 exons.